AUGGACAGCACGUGUGAAGAGAGGCCCGCAGAGGAUGGGAGCGACCAUGAGGACCCUGACCCCAUGGAAGGCUCGGCCCGGAUCCGGGACACCCCGGAAGACAUCGUGCUGGAAGCGCCGGCCAGUGGGCUGGCGUUCCACCCGACCCGCGACCUGCUGGCUGCAGGGGACGUGGACGGGGACGUGUUCGUCUUUUCUUACUCUUGCCAAGAGGGAGAAACCAAGGAGCUCUGGUCAUCAGGUCACCACCUCAAGUCCUGCCGAGCUGUGGCCUUCUCUGAAGAUGGGCAGAAACUUGUUACUGUCUCCAAGGACAAAGCCAUCCAUGUUCUAGGUGUGGAACAGGGCCGACUGGAAAGACGUAUUUCCAAGGCUCAUGGUGCCCCCAUCAACUGUCUGCUGCUGGUGGAUGAGAAUGUGCUGGCCACUGGGGAUGACACAGGUGGUAUCUGCCUCUGGGACCAGCGCAGGGAGGGCUCUUUAAUGGAUAUGCGGCAGCAUGAGGAGUACAUUGCGGACAUGGCUCUGGAUCCAGCCAAGAAGCUGCUGCUGACAGCCAGUGGGGAUAGCUGCCUUGGCGUCUUCAACAUCAGGAGACGUCGGUUUGAGCUGCUCUCAGAGCCUCAGUCUGGGGACCUGACUUCUGUUACCCUUAUGAAAUGUGGGAAGAAGGUGGCCUGCGGCUCCAGUGAAGGUACAAUCUACCUCUUCAAUUGGAAUGGCCUUGGGGCCACAAGUGACCGCUUUGCCCUGAGAGCUGAGUCCAUAGACUGCAUGGUUCCAGUCACUGAGAGUCUACUGUGCAUUGGCUCCACUGAUGGAGUCAUCAGGGCUGUGAACAUCUUGCCAAACCGAGUAGUGGGCAGUGUCGGCCAGCAUGCCGGAGAGCCUGUGGAGAAGCUGGCUCUUUCCCACUGCGGCCGCUUCCUGGCCAGCAGUGGCCAUGACCAACGCCUCAAGUUUUGGGACAUAGCCCAGCUGCGAGCUGUGGUGGUGGAUGACUAUCGUCAGCGCAAAAAAAAGGGACGGCCACUGCGGGCCCUGAGCAGCAAGGCCUGGAGCACUGAUGACUUCUUUGCAGGACUGAGGGAAGAGGGAGACGACUCCAUGGCUCAAAAGGAAAAGGAGAGUGACGAUGACAGCGACUGAGGGGAUGAACUGGAUCUCAGGACAGGUCCCACUGGGCAAGACUCUUCCUGGACUGGAUCCCCAGAGACAAUAUGAAUUUAUAAUAUCCAAUUGCACAGCACAAGAGAAUGCACUCAGGGCACUGACAUGGGGAAGCACUUGCCCUGCAGUGGCUACUCUGCUACCAGUAAGAUAAACCCUAAGUUGUGGGCAAGACAGCACAGACACAACUAUAUAUUAACCAGGGGUUUAAUAUAAAUACAACCAGCAUAGAAAAAGUCAAAACUAUACAUAAACCAAAAUCCGAAUGCCA
This is a messenger RNA of Carlito syrichta (Philippine tarsier), 1441 nucleotides long. RefSeq names its product WD repeat domain 55 (gene WDR55). Lineage: Eukaryota; Metazoa; Chordata; Mammalia; Primates; Tarsiidae. The record is from RefSeq and is a predicted model, not a curated record. The coding region runs from base 1 to 1149 and encodes 382 amino acids. The transcript has 7 exons. Gene Ontology annotation, molecular function: protein binding.